Scomber japonicus (chub mackerel) is the source of this 2734-nucleotide messenger RNA. RefSeq names its product nucleolar and coiled-body phosphoprotein 1-like. The transcript has 12 exons. The record is from RefSeq and is a predicted model, not a curated record. The coding region runs from base 129 to 2591 and encodes 820 amino acids. Gene Ontology annotation, molecular function: protein binding. Lineage: Eukaryota; Metazoa; Chordata; Actinopteri; Scombriformes; Scombridae.
UUUGCUAACAUGCGUGUUUUAGUGGGGUAGCAGUGACUGCGUGCAGUGAGCUAUCUGUCUGUCCAGGUUUACCAUGAAGUAGUUUUAGUGGUUGAUUUCGUGUGCUUGUUAUCUGCUGUUUGUAAAGUAUGUCCGUGAACGCAUCAAACCACGAGCUGAUCCAGCUGAUCCACCGCCAUUUGAAGGAGCAUGGUUUCCACUCAGCUGCAGAUGAGCUUCAGAGGCACAGCCCACAGGGGGAGACAAAACUAUCUACAUCAUUAUUGGACAUCUACAGUUCGUGGUUAAAUAACUCCAAAAAGACUUUUACUCCAACUAAAGGUAAGACCUCUUCUUUUCCAAAAGUGACCUUUGUGCAUCACUUUUUCUAUUUUCAUCUUACACCUGCACCAGCCACAAAAAUCACAACUCCAUCCACAUCCAAUCAGACCCAAGCUGAGGAUGACAGCAGCUCAGACAGUGAGGAGCUGAGUCAGAGUCUACUGCCACAGACUCCCUCAGCUACCAGUAAAAAGUCAGCUCCCACAACCCCAGUCAAACCAGUGGCAGCAGCAUCUCCAAACAAAAAGAAACCAUUGAGCCCAGUCAAACCUGUAACUGCAGCCCAAGGGGAUUCAAGUGAAAGCACUGACAUAUCAGAGAGUGAAGAAAAUACUCCAGCUGUUACAUCAGCAUCAAUAGUGACACCAGUGAAGCAGAAACCGAAAUCAACAGCCAAGGCAGUAAAAUCUGGUAAAAACUCACAUGGGUCUGACGAAAAAGCUGCAAAGAAGAAACCUGACAAGAAAAAUCUAAAGAGCAGCAAGGACACAGUCGGCAAAAAACAAGCCUCAGUUAAGGUCAAAAGUCCCAAGAAGAAAAGCAGCGUCACCUCUGCAACAGCACCUUCUGAUGCCAAGCCAUCCACGCUGAAGAAGAAGGAUAAAACUGCAAAAUCUCCAAAAAAGUCUGUGUCGCCAGCAAAAAGGAAAAAGAGUGAUGGUCAAUCUGCAGUAAAUGGUGUAAAGGCGAAGAAAUCAAAGGCGAAAACUAAAGACAAGGCUGUGGCUGCUGGUGGAGAUGAUUCAGACUCUGACAGCAGUUUGGAUGUAGAGAAAUGGAAGACACUGCUCCUACAGAUGACAGAUGCUGACGUAGCCAAGAUGGACACCAUCCAUGCUUUGGACUCCAUUCCACCCCCAAAGAAGAGAGUCAGGAAACCUCGGGCCAAGGCACCAGCAAAAACUGACACUCCUGUUAAACAGAAUAAUGAGACUGUUGAGAAGAAUGAGGGAGUGGAGGCGAAAGCUGUGACAAAGCCAAAAACGGAUAAAGUCAAGAAGAGCCAGCCAAAAAAGACAACAUCUGUGGACUCCUCUGGCACCCUGAGCCAAGAGCAAAACCUGAUCACUGCAGAGGAUACACCAGCUAUGUCCAACCUACCUCCCUCAAAGGCAGAGAAAAGGAAAGUUGUGACUCCCAGUGAGGAAAAAACUGAUGAGACAACGUCUGAGCCUAAGAAGAAGAAGAAGAAAAAGGAAAAGGAGGUGUUCGAAAACAAAGUGGAAGAGCAUCCAAAUGAGAUAGGGGAAGAUGGAAAAGGAAAAAAGAGCAAGAAGGAGAAGAAAAAAAAGAAUGAAAUCACUGAGCCAGAGUGUGUUGAUAAACCUGUGGAGGAGAAGAAAAAAAAGACAAAUAGUGAUAACAAGAAAACUGACACUCAAGAAGAACUGAUAACAGAGAUGAACAAAAAUGGGAAUGCUGAUACAGAGGAAAUUACAGAGCCAAUAGUAAAAGAAAAUAAAUCUAAGAAGAAGAAAAAGGAGAUGGCUGAUAGUGAGGAGACUUUGGCACCAAUAUUGGAAGAAAAGAAAGCAAAGAAGAAGAAAAAGCACACAGCUGAUAGUGAGGAAAACUCAGAACAGACAGCAGUAGAAAAGAAAGCAAAGAAGAAGAAAAAGGCCAAUGAUACUAUUGAAAAUCCAGAGCCAGUAGUCGGAGAAGAAAAAGAGAAUUCAGAGCAGAUAGUUAAUGAAGAGAACGCAAAAAAGACGACAGAAACUGCUGAGAGUGAGGAAAAUCCAGAGACAGUUGUAAAAGAAAAGAAAGCAAAGAAGAAGAAGAAAAAGCACAUUGAUAGUGCUGAAAAUCCUGAACAAGUAGUCGAAGAAGCAAAAGAAAAUUCAGAGCAGAUAAUUGAUGAAGAGAAAGCAAAAAAGAUGACAGAAAUGGCUGAUAGUGAGGAGAAUCCAGAGACAGUUAAAAAAGAAAAGAAAAAGAAGAAGAAAAAGGAGAAUCCUGAUGAAAGAAAUUCAGAGCAGAUAAUUGAAGAAAAGAAAAUUAAGAAAAAAAAGAACAAAGCUGAACAUAAUGAAGAGGUUUCAGAGCAGAUAGUUGAAGAAAAUACAACAACAAUCAAUGAAAUGCUGGAGCAGAAUACUGAAGUGAAGAAGAAAAAGAAAACGAAAAAGGCGUUAGAAACCGACUCCGCUGACUCAGAGCCACUACCUCCAUCCACCCCUGAGACGCCAACUCCUCCUACAGACAAGAAGAAAAAAAAAAGUAAAUCGAUACCAUUUGAGUUUCCAGAAACACCUUCAGCCUCUGUCUAGGAUGACACCCAGAAAUAGAAAGGGAAAUCUUUGAAGAUCACAGAGUCAUGAAGCCUCUGCAUCCCUGCUGAGAUAGAUCGUCUCUAAUAAUGUGUUUAACAGUUACAAAGAUCACUGAAAACUUUUAAAAGAAAUGGACUUUU